GAUUUGACCAUCGAUGUCGAAGCCAGCUUUCGAUAAUCUUGUCGAUGAUGUCCAAUUACUUAUCUCUCGUAUGCGUUCACGUGAAGAUGCUGCAGAUGCCUUGCGUCAACAGGCAUCAAAAUUACAAGCACAGUUAUUGAGUAUGAGACAGUGUCGAGAAGAAACUCUUGGAUUUGAUGAAUUUUCCAAGUGUGUAUCUGGUCAUCCAAAAGCUCAAUUGCUUAUGUGUCUUGCAGCAGAAAAUAAACAAUUAGAACAAUUAAGAAUUGAAAAUAAAACAUUAAGAAAUUCUCUAGAUGAACAUGACACUGCCUUAGAUAUGAUUAUGAGUAAAUAUCGUGGACAGAUCUCUAAACUGUUAAGAACUAAUCAAGUAGAACAAUUUGUUCAGUCAAUGAUGAUCCCUAAACCUAGUGACAUUACAUAUCAGAAUAUUCCUUGCCCAACUAAACCCACUGAAUCUCAGUCUGUAUCCCAUAAAUCAAAAUCAGUCAAAAGUAUUCCUGAAGGAUCCUGUAAAGUUGAAGAAAGUAAAGAUGCUUUAGUACAAUCACUAACAGAACAACUGACUACAGUUGCUUCUAUAGUUCGUGAAGUCACUGAUCAAGGUGAUGCAUAUGCUGCAGAAUUAGAAGAAGAACUGCAUCGAUUACGAUCUGAAAAUGCUGGUCUCCGAGAACUAUUAAUGAUCUCUUCUGAUCAUUGUCCUGACAAUAAUAUCAGUGAUUCAGUUCACCUACCACCAGUAAAUUUAUCAUCAUCAUCGUCAAAUAAAGAUCCUUUACAACAUGAAUCAAUGCUAUCGUAUCCAACACGAGGUUAUAAUUUUCUUAGUGAUGAUGAUUCUAAUUCAUCAAGGCGUUUAACAUGUAUUGAUGAUCAUUCAUUAAGAGGUGGUGAAAUCAAUAGAAAUUCUUACUUAUAUGAUGAUAUCUCAUGUAGGGAUUCUGUUCGAGGUGACAGUAGUUUCAUCAAUGAUCAUAACACAGAUCAUUCAAUUAUAGAUAGUGGCGAUGAAGAUGUUAGUACAGUAUGUAGUGGUAAUAACAGUAGUGAUGAAUCUCAAACGCCAUAUCCAUUGUAUUGUCGGGAUGAAUUGAAUAAUCCUGAUGAGUAUACUUGAUGUAUGAUGAUGAUGAUGAAUGUAAAUCUCUCCUUGAAGUUAAUAUUAUAAAUUUAUCUGUCUGCCUACCCACCUACUUACCUACUUGAUAGAUAUGCGCAUAUACACCUAUAGUUGUGUAUUUAAAAUGUAAACUUGAAUCUUUUGGUUAGACAAUUAGUUUCUGUUUUAAAGGUUAGUGAAGUGAAGUUUUGUAUAAUCCCCUCAAGCGUAGUGCGUGUGUCUGUGUGUGUGUGUGUCUGUGGUGCUUAGCUCACCAUAUAGGGUGCUGUAUUUUUCCUUACUACUACUAAUACUACUAAUAAUAAUAACAGUAGUAACAUUUCAACAGGAUGAAUCCAUCUUGCCUUCUAUAUUCUUUCUUUGAGUUUUUUUCUAAUAUGUAAAGAAAGAAGAACAAGUAUAUAAUUAUUGUUUAAAGUGUUUUUAAAUUCAAUCUACUUUUCAAUCAACUCAUGAAUUAUAUUAUUAUUACUAAUAUCAUUAAUAUUAUUAAUAUUGUUAUUUUAAAAUGCUUCAAUAUAUGUCCGGUUAUAAUUUUUGUUUGGAAUUUAAAAGCAACCAAUCGAUAAUUUAGUAUUGUUGUGUGACAGACAGAUUGAAACACAACUGUUGACUUGUGAGAUUGACCAAAGGAAAAGAAAAUACAAUUAAUUAUAAAAUGUAUUUUAUGAUUACUUAAUUUGUGUGUACAACCAUUUGUAAGUUGACAAGAUGUGUUGAAAUGUUGAUAUGACAUAAGACAUUUCUGUCUAAAUCAUUGACAAUUACAACUGUAUACAAUUCUGUUGAGUGAAUAAAUAAAUAUAUUUAUUCAGUUGUGUUUAAUUUAUAUCAACUUCGACCAUGGAGUGAUAUCAGUUAGUGAACCAUUAAUAACCAGGAAGUCAUAGUCCGGGGUUCUUCGGCAGUACUCACCCAUCGUCGAAUCAGGGGUUGCACCCAGGACGUUCCUGUUAGAAGGCUGGUCGUUAGGCCAAUCAGCCACAUGGAUCUGAUUCGAUACUCCAUGAAUUCCAACUUCUAACGAUUUGUGGCUUUAGC
Molecule: messenger RNA, 2167 nt
Organism: Trichobilharzia regenti
Lineage: Eukaryota; Metazoa; Platyhelminthes; Trematoda; Strigeidida; Schistosomatidae
Source: the annotation of a GenBank genome assembly